This is a messenger RNA of Lepus europaeus (European hare), 1240 nucleotides long. It is a transcript of the gene UBE2N, whose product is annotated as ubiquitin conjugating enzyme E2 N. Lineage: Eukaryota; Metazoa; Chordata; Mammalia; Lagomorpha; Leporidae. The coding region runs from base 87 to 545 and encodes 152 amino acids. The transcript has 4 exons. The record is from RefSeq and is a predicted model, not a curated record.
CGGAAGUGGAGUCCGGGACUUCCACUCGUGCGUGAGGCGAGCGGAGCCGGAGACGAGACGAGAGGCCGAACUCGGGAUCUGACAAGAUGGCCGGGCUGCCCCGCAGGAUCAUCAAGGAAACCCAGCGUUUGCUGGCAGAACCAGUUCCUGGCAUUAAAGCAGAACCAGAUGAGAGCAACGCCCGCUAUUUUCAUGUGGUCAUUGCUGGCCCCCAGGAUUCCCCCUUUGAGGGAGGGACUUUUAAACUUGAACUAUUCCUUCCAGAAGAAUACCCAAUGGCAGCCCCUAAAGUACGUUUCAUGACCAAAAUUUAUCAUCCUAAUGUAGACAAGUUGGGAAGAAUAUGUUUAGAUAUUUUGAAAGAUAAGUGGUCCCCAGCACUGCAGAUCCGCACAGUUCUGCUAUCGAUCCAGGCUUUGUUAAGUGCUCCCAAUCCAGAUGAUCCAUUAGCAAAUGAUGUAGCGGAGCAGUGGAAGACCAAUGAAGCCCAAGCCAUAGAAACAGCUAGAGCAUGGACUAGGCUAUAUGCCAUGAAUAAUAUUUAAAUCGAUCUGAUCAUCAAGUAUGCAUCACUUCUCCUGUUCUGCCAAGACUUCUUCCUUUUUGUUUGCAUUUAAUGGACACAGUCUUAGAAAUAUUACAGAAUAAAAGCCCAGACAUCUUCAGUCCUUUGGUGAUUAAAUGCACAUUAGCAAAUCUAUGUCUUGUCCUGAUUCGCUGUUGUAAAGCAUGAACAGAGGCUAGAAGUAUCAUCUGGAUUGUUGUGGAAACGUUUAAAAGCAGUGGCCCCUCUGCUUUUACUCAUUUCCCCUAUCAUGGUUUAAGUAUAAAGCACUGUGAAUGAAGGUAGUUGUCAGGGUUAGCUGCAGGGGUGUGGGUGUUUUUCUUUAUUUUAUUUUAUUUUUUUUUUGAGGGGGGAGGUAAGUUUUAAUUUUAUGGGCUCUUCCCCCCCCCCCCCUUUUUAUGGUGAUCUAAUUACAUUGGUUAAAAGCAGCUAACCAAUUCUUUAGAAUAUGCUCUCUAGCCACGUCUAACAAUUUAGACUCUGUAGAUGGACAAGCUUGAUUGUUUGAACCAAAAUGGGAACAUUAAAUAAACAUCACAGCCCUCACUAAUAACAUUGUGACUUUGCUGUCAAGUGUAGAUUCCCCCCUUCAAAAAAGCUUGUGACCAUUUUGUAUGGCUUGUCUGGAAACUUCUGUAAAUCUUAUGUUUUAGUAAAAUAUUUUUUGUUAUUCUA